Peromyscus californicus insignis is the source of this 3839-nucleotide messenger RNA. RefSeq names its product KLF transcription factor 11 (gene Klf11). Gene Ontology annotation, biological process: regulation of transcription by RNA polymerase II. The record is from RefSeq and is a predicted model, not a curated record. Gene Ontology annotation, molecular function: DNA-binding transcription factor activity, RNA polymerase II-specific; RNA polymerase II cis-regulatory region sequence-specific DNA binding. Lineage: Eukaryota; Metazoa; Chordata; Mammalia; Rodentia; Cricetidae.
UUCCUCCCCCCCCCCGCCCCGAUCCGCAGCUUUGUCGCCUGCAGGCCGUCCGGCACCAUGCACUCGCCGGGCUCCGCCGGCCCGGGCGACGCGCGCUCGGCCGACAUCAUGGACAUCUGUGAGUCCAUCCUGGAGAGAAAGCGGCAUGACAGCGAGAGGUCCACAUGCAGCGUCCUGGAGCAGACAGACAUUGAAGCUGUGGAGGCUCUUGUUUGCAUGAGCUCUUGGGGGCAGAGGUCCCAGACGAGACCCCUCACGCCGGUCUCUGAUUCUGGUGACGUCACCACCACUGUGCUCAUGGACACAGCUGCACCUGAUCUACCAAAGGACUUUCAUUCUUUUUCAACUCUGUGUAUAACUCCUCCUCAGAGCCCAGAGCUCAUGGAGCCAUCGACAGGGACCCCUGUUCCUUCCCAAGUAACUAAUUCCAAAGGAUGCAUGGUCACCGCCCUCCCCCCAUCCCCCACUGCGGCCACUGGAGCGCUGAGCAGGAGGGAGCCAGUGGAGCCAGCCUCAGGGUCCUCCUGCAGGGCUGUGAUGACGAGUGUGAUCCGGCACACCGGGGAGGGUCCUGCUCCUCCGUGCUUUCCAGCCGCCCCAACUCAAGAGCAACAACCGCCUGGCAGCGGAGAGGGACAAGGAGGGCUGCCGGGCCAUCGGGAAGCUUUGCAGGACACACGCUUGGCAGAUGGUUUACUUGUUACUAACUCAGUUUCCUGUCAGCCUUGCUUGCACAACCCUGGUGUCCCGUUCCCCACCUACAAAGACCAGCAGGCAGGAUGGCCGGCUGCCAUUCAGCCCUGCUCACCAAAGAAUUCUGAAAGUGACUUGUCAAGGAACACCCCUCUGAUUUCUGUCCCUGUCUCCAGUCCCCCGGUCCUUUGCCAAAUGAUCCCCGUGGCUGGACAGAGUGGCAUGUUCUCGGCUUUUCUGAAGCCUCCUCCCCAGUUGUCUGCAGGGAUUGUCAAGCCCAUCCUGCCCCAAGCUGCUCCGGCGCCCCAGCCUGUGUUCAUGGGCCCGUCUAUGCCUCAGGGAACUCUGAUGCUGGUCUUGCCACAGAGCACCUUUCCCCAGCCUGCUGCCUGCCCAUCCGGUGUCGUGGCCAUCGGGAAUACCAAACUGUUGCCCCUGGCCCCUGCUCCGGUGUUCAUCGCCUCCAGCCAGAACUCUGCCCCUCAGGUAGACUUUUCCCGAAGGAGGAACUAUGUUUGCAAUUUCCCGGGCUGCCGGAAGACCUACUUCAAAAGUUCCCACCUGAAGGCUCAUCUUCGCACCCACACAGGGGAGAAGCCCUUUACCUGCAGCUGGGACGGCUGUGACAAGAAGUUCGCCAGGUCCGAUGAACUGUCUCGUCACCGCAGAACUCACACGGGGGAGAAGAAGUUCGUGUGUCCUGUGUGUGACCGGCGCUUCAUGCGGAGCGACCACCUGACAAAGCACGCCCGACGCCACAUGACGACCAAGAAGAUCCCCGGCUGGCAGGCAGAGGUGGGCAAACUGAACAGAAUCACCCUGGCGGAGAGCUCCGGGAGCAUCCUCGAGCCCUUGCCGGCCUCGGGCUGAGAGGUUCUGCGGCGCCCAUCACUGUGGGCCUCCUCUUCCACCUCUUCAGGAAUGGGGAGUGGGACCCGUGUGUUCCUCCCCAAAAGCAAAAACAAAACAAACAAAAACAUGGUCUCUGGGCUGUCGAAGUGGGGAGCUGGUUCUGAUGGAAGUACGUUAACUUUCCUUUUCUGGUUGGGACCCUAUUCAGUGUCUCUUGUAUGUAUCUCUCUCUCUCUCUCUCUCUCUCUCUCUCUCUCGUAAGGAAAUGGAAGGAAAUUUGAUCUAAAUCACCAGCAUUCAAACAAAUAUUUCGGCAAUAAAGUUUACAGAGUCUGGAUUUUUUUUUCUUUUUACAACCUUUCUAGUCUGUGUUUUGUAGAAAUGAGACAGGGUACUAAUUUUUAUACUUUUUUAUAAAAAUAUUUAUAUUGUGCUCAAAUCACCAAUUUCUGGACAGACAGUUUUACAACCUUCUUUUCCAUGUUUUAUAAUGAAGUUUUAUAAUGACUCUGCUUAAGUACUCUUGGUAGUUAGUCAGAAAAAAAAUCAAAAUCACAAAUUUGUUACCGGCCUUUCCUAGCCAAUAUUUUAGGUCAGAACUGGUUGAAUAAAGAGCUCUUAAAGGGGGAAAAAAAAAACUAGUCAGCUUCUUUGUGUCAGUUCCAGGGGAGAGUCUAAGAGCAAUCCUGUAGCCCACAGAACUAAAAUCGUGGUUGGGUAGAAUUCGUCACGUGUGUCUGAUGUCCCUGGGGAGGGUGUGCCGAGUCUGCGUGGACUGCCGGCCAGCUAAGCAGGGGCCAGUGUGCACUGUGUUGACUUUGGGGCCACUCGUCUGCCGAGAGCCAAGGAUCCUGUGGCCUGUCUGUAUUUAAGCACCAAAAAACCAGGAUUUGGACACCAAAGCUUUGUAGAUGGUCCGUUGGCUUCUGGUGUGGUCUUGUACUGCAUGAUGGGUUCAGUGACCAUGGAGAGAAGAGCAGAUGUCUAUAUUGGUUGAUAAACUUCCCAUCAAAGUGCACCCUACGCAAAGCGAGGCACACGUGCACCGUGGGCCCUGGGGUUCAGAUGCCUUCCUUAAUUACGGACAAAACACUGAGGCACUCCGUGGAUGCCACUCAGCUGCCCUUCCGUUCAUUGUGUGUGAAGGAAAUUAUUUUGCUCAAACAAGACUUGGAAUGGGGAUUUUGUAGCUAACUUGAAAACAGAUCACAGGUGCUGCUUUGAUGCCUUGUGAGCAUGUACCCUGCAUAUAGAGGCCUCCUGUGCGUCCCAAUGACCACAAAAACUGGCUGUAGUUAGAUGUUGGGAAGUUCAGGCAGUGCAGUGAGAACGAUAUAUUGCACUGUUUGGGCAGCCUGAAGAGUAUUUUUGUGUGUUACUGUAUUAGAUUUUUCAUUUGCCUUUUAAUACUGGCACUUAACUUUAUUUAAAUGAUGGCAAGGUUGAACUAUGAAAUAGUAAGAUAAAAAUGAGGUUUUGUAUUGGGGUCCCCGAGGCUUAUAGAACCUUCACGUGGUCAUACAUUGUUAUGUUACUUGAUCCCUGUUAAGCUGCCUCUGGUAGCCUCCGAGCUUUGUAUGUAUGUGUGUUUAGGAAGUGUUGGGAUAGCUCUCCAGGUAAUCAUCACCGUUGUCUUUCAACAUAAAGUAGCCGCAGGAGAAACUAGCUGUACAUAGCUCACGAGUGCCCCGGUGGUACCCGGGUCCUGUCCUCCACACUGGUGAUUGUGCUGAGGGUAAUCCAGUGUGAAUGUCUUUCUUCAUUGUGACAUGCAGAGUGAUGGUCCCUGUCCUGGUGUUCCUGUGGGUCACGGAAGGUCUUGGAGUGUUCGGUUGCUCAUCCCUAGGACUUCAUCCUCUGACCAGUGUUGUUUCUAGAGUAACUGACGUGUUGAAAUACCUUUAGGGUUCCAUUUCCUGAGUAGAUUUAGAAACCCCGUCUGUGAAAGACCCCCACCAUUUGUCCACCGAAAGACUAUGUUGGAAAACAUUUCCUAUCUGAAAAGGACUCCUGAGCCCCAGAGCCCCAAGGGAGGGGGGACUGCUCCCUUGGGGGCCCUCCCUGACCCCCCCAUGGUGAGGCAGUACCCCCAGUGCACUUUAUUGCUUGAGCAAUUCUGCUUGAUUUGAUUUUUUUUUUUACUUUAUUGAGCCUUUCGGUAGUUUUAGUCAUAAAAAUUUAAAUGUUUUGAAUACUUGUGUUUUAUGUAACAGACUUUGACUUAUUUAAAUGAGUAUGUGUAAUGUAACCUUUUGCUUUGAAUCAUAUAAAACUUUCUUGGUUUGCAGACUGGA